Messenger RNA from Sphaerulina musiva SO2202, 786 nucleotides. Its product is annotated as GTP cyclohydrolase I. Gene Ontology annotation, molecular function: GTP binding; GTP cyclohydrolase I activity; zinc ion binding. Gene Ontology annotation, cellular component: cytoplasm. Gene Ontology annotation, biological process: tetrahydrobiopterin biosynthetic process; tetrahydrofolate biosynthetic process. Lineage: Eukaryota; Fungi; Ascomycota; Dothideomycetes; Mycosphaerellales; Mycosphaerellaceae. The transcript has 2 exons. The record is from RefSeq and is a predicted model, not a curated record. The coding region runs from base 1 to 786 and encodes 261 amino acids.
AUGGCCACUGUCAGCUAUCCCUCCAUCAGCACUGAAUCCGCCCACGAGUGCAAAGUCUCUCCGCAUCAGGUACUGCCCAUGGAAGAUGCCGCAGCCACCACACCUGUGAUCCUUCACGAUCAUGAUGAGACAGGUCCCCAAAGCAGCAUCAUCACCCAAAGCCGCAUGAACGAGAAGUCCGAACAGACCGAGCAACGGCUCGAAAAAAUGCGAGGAGCGGUGAGAACACUGCUGGAGUGCAUCGGGGAGGACCCCGACCGCGAGGGCCUCCAGGCCACCCCCUUGCGAUACGCAAAGGCACUCUUGUUCUUGACCGAGGGCUACCAGUCCGACAUCACCACCGUCCUGAACGGCGCACUCUUCUCUCACGAGGGACAUGCUAGUGAAAUGGUCAUUGUGAAGGAUAUUGAAAUUUACAGUCUGUGUGAACAUCAUCUUGUGCCGUUUAUGGGAAAGAUCCACAUCGCCUACCUCCCGCACAAGACCCUCAUCGGCCUCUCCAAACUCCCUCGCAUCGCCGAAAUGUUCGCCCGUCGCCUACAAAUUCAAGAGCGUUUGACCCGUCAAAUCGCGCACGCGAUUAUGGAUCAUAUCCUUCCUCGGGGCGUGAUGGUCGUCAUGGAGUCUUCGCAUUUGUGUAUGGAAAUGCGCGGUGUGGAGAAGUCGGGGUCGAGGACGGUUACGAGUUUUGCGUUGGGGUGUUUUCAGCAGGAGCAGUUGGGGGGUGGUAUUGGUAGGGCGGAAUUGCGAGGGGAGUUUUGGAGGGGGGUGGGGUUGGGGAAGUAA